Propithecus coquereli (Coquerel's sifaka) is the source of this 1507-nucleotide messenger RNA. RefSeq names its product interleukin 7 receptor (gene IL7R). Gene Ontology annotation, molecular function: protein binding; cytokine receptor activity. Gene Ontology annotation, biological process: positive regulation of receptor signaling pathway via JAK-STAT; hemopoiesis; cytokine-mediated signaling pathway. Gene Ontology annotation, cellular component: external side of plasma membrane; membrane. Lineage: Eukaryota; Metazoa; Chordata; Mammalia; Primates; Indriidae. The transcript is spliced from 8 exons. The record is from RefSeq and is a predicted model, not a curated record. Bases 1 to 1371 code for a protein of 456 amino acids.
AUGACAAUUCUAGGUACAGCUUUUGGUACAGUUUUUUAUUUACUUCAAGUCGUUUCUGGAGAAAGUGGCUAUGCACAGAAUGGAGACUUGGAAGAUGCAGAACUGGAUGACUACUCUUUCUCUUGUUAUAGUCAGUUGGAAGUGAAUGGAUCCCAUCACUCACUGACCUGUGCUUUUGACGACCCGGACAUCAAUAGCACCAAUCUAGAAUUGGAAAUAUGUGGGGCCCUUUUGGAGAUAAAUUGCCUGAAUUUUAGUAAGCUUCAAGAGGUCUAUUACAUCAAGACAAAGAAAUUCUUACUGAUUGGCGACAGCGAAAUAUGUGUGAAGCUUGGAGAAAAGAGUAUAACUUGCAAAAGAUUGAACAUAGUCAAGAUAGUUAAACCAGAGGCUCCUUUUAACAUAAGUGUCAUCUAUCGUGAGGGAGCCAAUGACUUUGUGGUGACAUUUAAUACAUCGCACUUGCAAAAGAAGUAUGUAAAGAAUUUAAUGCACGAUGUAGCCUACCGCCAGGAAAAGGAUGAAAACAACUGGAUGCACGUGAAUUUGUCCAGCACAAAGCUGACACUCCUGCAGAGAAAGCUACAAGAUGAUGCAAUGUAUGAGAUUAAAGUGCGAUCCAUCCCUUAUUCCUCCGACUAUUUUGAAGGCUUCUGGAGUGAAUGGAGCCCAAGUUACCACUUCAGAACUCCGGAGACCAAGCGUGCAGAAGACACGGAUCCUGUGUUACUAACCAUCGGUAUUUCUGGUUUCUUCUCUGUGGCUCUCUUGGUCAUCUUGACCUAUGUAUUAUGGAAAAGAAGGAUUAAGUCUAUUGUAUGGCCCAGUCUCCCGGAUCAUAAGAAGACUCUUGAACAACUGUGUAAGAAACCAAGAAAGAAUUUGAAUGUGAGUUUCAAUCCUGAAAGUUUCUUGGACUGUCAGAUUCAUAAGGUGGAUGGCAUUCAAUCUCGAGAUGAAAUGGAAGGCUUUCUGCAAGAAGCUUUUCCUCUACAACCAGAGGAGUCCGAGAAGCAGAGGCUUGGAGGGAGUGUGCAGGGACACAGUUUGUCACCUGAGAAUACAGUCAUCACCCCAGAAACUUUCAGAGAGUCACCCCUAGAGUGCCUGGCUGAGAAUGGCAGUGCAUGUGAUGCCACUAUACUCCCUUCCCCCGUGUCCCCAGAGAGUGGCAAGAAUGGGCCUCAUGUGUACCAGGGCCUACUGCUUAGCCCAGGGACUACGAACAACAUCCUACCCCCUCCAUUUCCUCUCCAGUCAGGAAUCCUGACAUUGAAUUCUGUUGCUCAGGGGCAACCCAUCCUCACCUCCCUGGGACCAAGUCCAGAAGAAGCCUAUGUUACCAUGUCCAGCUUUUACCAAAAUCAGUGAAUUGUGAGACACCAAGACUGAACCUACUAUGACCAACAAAGGUGACUGAGAGAACUCUAGAGCUCCCAUUCUCCCUCCCAGCACAAAGAAGGGAAAAUUGACAAAAUCCCACUUCAUAGUCUACAGGACUCUGAAA